Messenger RNA from Protopterus annectens (West African lungfish), 1510 nucleotides. Its product is annotated as ubiquitin carboxyl-terminal hydrolase isozyme L4-like. Gene Ontology annotation, cellular component: cytoplasm. The transcript is spliced from 11 exons. Gene Ontology annotation, molecular function: cysteine-type deubiquitinase activity. The record is from RefSeq and is a predicted model, not a curated record. Bases 263 to 1351 code for a protein of 362 amino acids. NCBI's taxonomy places the organism in Eukaryota, Metazoa, Chordata, Ceratodontiformes, Protopteridae. Gene Ontology annotation, biological process: protein deubiquitination; ubiquitin-dependent protein catabolic process.
UUCACUUUUACCAAGUUGGUGGGACACCUGAUUUAAUUCUAUAACAGCUAAGGAAACACUAAAAUAGUACAUUGUAUGCGUGCAGCAUUUUAGCAUCGUUAAAUCGCAUUCCCGCAAUUGCAAUUUCUAAUUUAUUUUUACCCCUUCUCUUUUGUGAAUGGAUUGUGCUCGCCGGGCAAGUUCACUGCACUGGGCGGAAGAGUGAGUUUACUGUUAAGCAUUCUUUCUGUGUCUAGUUUAGUAUUAAACUAGUAUUUGCGGAAUGCUGGCAUCUCACCGUUGGUUACCCCUGGAAGCAAAUCCAGAUGUAAUGAAUCAGUUUCUUAAACAGUUGGGUGUGUGUCCCAGCUGGCAGUUUGGUGAUGUUUAUGGGAUGGAUCCUGAACUCCUAGAUAUGGUUCCAAAACCUGUUUGUGCAGUUCUUUUACUGUUCCCAGUUACAGAGAAGGUGGAAAGAACAGACUUAAAGUUGUUGCAUAGUGAAGUGUCUAUACUGGAAGGAGCUCCUUUCUCUGCUACUACUCAGCAGUCAUCCUCUUCAGUAGCCUGGACUGAGUCAGGUUCUUCUGACCAUAUACCUGAAGAGAAGGAUGUGAACAAGAAGAGGGCAUCAUCAGAAAAUAUACAGAGAGAGAUAGAUGCUAGUCUUCCAAAAAUUCCUUCUGAUGUACUUACUAAAACACAUGGUGGAAUAGGCCACCAAUCCUCACUUCUCCAGCAGAUACAGAGACCUUUUGUAGUGGAAUAUUUUGGCCCAUAUGUGAUUGACAUUGCAUGUAUCCUUUGUGGAAACAAAUUGUUGGAUGUCUGCAUCAGUAAACUGAAUCAAGUUGCAAUGGAAAAGCUAUUACUCUCAUUCCUAGCAGUUGUAGGACUUGAUUUUGGAUCUAGAAAUGAUUCAUCCAUGCGGAUGCUGUUAAUGAUUUGUAAAGCUAUUACUUUUAUUUUUGUACUGUAUAAAAGCCCUUCUGGGAAGUCUACUUGGAAAGGUUAUGCAAAACCAGAGUCUGCAUUAAAAAAAUUUAUAGAUAAUUCGUCUGCUAUGAGUCCAGAAGAAAAGGCAGAAUACUUAGAAAAUGAUGAGAGUAUCCGGUUAACACAUGAAAGCAGUGCACAAGAAGGUCAGACGGAGGCACCAAACAUAGAUGAGAAAGUAGAUCUUCAUUUUAUUGCAUUUGUUAAUGCCGACGGGCACCUAUAUGAAUUAGAUGGUCGCAAACCUUUUCCUGUAAAUCAUGGAAAGACAAAUGAUGAUACAUUACUUGAGGAUGCAGUAAAAGUAUGCAGAAAAUUUAUGCAGCGUGACCCAGAUGAGUUGAGGUUUACAGUGGUAGCACUUUCCAAGGCAUAAUUUUUCAAAUUAAGAGAGCUCUAGCUUUUGGUAUAAUAUACAAUUACACCGAUUUGCUGCCAUAUCUGUAAUACUGCACAUUUUAAUAUGUUCAUUUUCUGUUUACAUGUUAUGCAUUUAUUAACCUGGUACUUAUCAUAAUUAAACUUUGGAUCAGUG